This is a messenger RNA of Miscanthus lutarioriparius, 975 nucleotides long. Lineage: Eukaryota; Viridiplantae; Streptophyta; Magnoliopsida; Poales; Poaceae. The record is from the annotation of a GenBank genome assembly.
AUGGCUCCACGGGCAACUCGACGGACUGUUGAUGAAAUUGAUAGAGAAUUUGAUGAGUUGGCCUCUGUUUUAUCAGAUCCAAGGGAGCAGUUGAUCACCUCUGGGGAAAGAACAAGCAGGUUACGUCCACGUGCCUCUCGAGCUGAUAAUACAAGUGAUCAUUUGGAUUCAGAUGUGGCCAUGGACAAAAACAUUCAAAUAAAUUCUGCCGCACACAACACUGAAGACCUUGCUAAGAAGAGUGGUAGAAAAGUUACAAUUAAUGAUCAACUUCGCAAGAGAAGAGCAAAAGGAAAGCAUAUUGAUAUAAAGUUCCCUAAAGAAUUUGCAAAAGUGUGUGGAGAACAUGCUAGUUUAUUUAAAAGUGAGAUAACAGUUCUUGUAAGAACUGUACCACUCCAAGUGAAGAAGUGGAGGGACAUGGAUAAGUUUCAUCCUGGUACUACUGCAUCUGUUUGGAGAAAACUAAAGCAAAAGUUUCCUGAGCUUUCAGAAGAAGAUAAAGAUUGUGCCAUGAGACAAAAAAGGAGCAACCAAAACUCUAUCAAUAGAGGAAAGCAAGAGAUGGGGUCCAAAGUAGGAACUAAAUCAAUUGCUCAAAUCGCUUACGAUCUACGAGACCCAGAAACUGGUGAAUGGCCUACUGCUAUGCAAGUUUGGAGGGCUACAUAUCAAAAGGCUAAUGGGACAUGGUCCAUUCCAACGGGUGAAGAAAUAAUGACCAAACUACAUGAAGCUGCUAGGAUACAUCAAGAAAAGAUUUCUUCUGCGCCCGUGCCAAUAGUAGAGCACUUCGCACUAGUUCUUGGUCGAAAGCCAAACAAUUCACGUGGUGUUGGCAUUCGUGCCGGAAACCGAUUGGCUGAGGAAAGAAUCAGAUUGCAGGCGCAAAUUGAGGCUUCUGAACAGCGUGAAGCUGCAGCUCGAGAACGUGCAGAUGCUGCUGAGCAAUGUGCUGAGGCUGCUGAGCAAUGA